GAUCGCGAUGACGGAGAGCCGGCUGCUCUCGUCUCUCGCCAGGCUCUCUAUUUUUCUUUAACUCCUUUUCAAAGAGAAAUUCUAUACUUCUCGAGUCGAGUUGCAUUCUCGACUUGAAUUUUCUACGGUAGAAAAAUUCACAAAUGAUAUCUCCCUUUAUGAAAGAGUAAGGAUGGGUCGCGUACGUUCAUAUUUAUGUUUGCUAAUCAAGUGUCAGAUUCUAGAAAAAGAAAAAAAAAGAAAGGAUCGCUGACGCAAGAAUAAGAAAGAUAGAGAAAAUCCCGAAAAAAAAUCCAAGUAGUAAAGUGAUGAGGAAUUAGAACGAGAACGAAACAUAAUGAAAUAUUAAAACAAUUUGUAAAUAAUAUCAGCACGCCAGUCAAUGACGUUAACAAAGUUUUGCGUCAAAAGCGUUGGAAAUUCGCUAAUCGAUAAUAAGAAUCGUUUCCGUAGGGUAACUCCAAUGGAAAUAGAAUUCGAACUUGGCGAACUAACGAAAAUUGUAAUGCAAUUAGAGAAUUGCCGAAGAUAGACAGAGAUAGAGAUAGAGAAUCGAGAGACGGAGAAGGGUGUGUAUAACAAAAUUUCCUAUCGUUGCCACAGCUGAUGCCAUUUCCGCCUUGGCGCAUACCAAUCACGUUUCCCUUCCUUCUCCGUCCCUCUCCGUAACUCCCCUGUCCCUUCUCCUCUGCACCCCCGCUCUAUCGUACAUUUUCUCUCCCCAACCGACCGUUUCCCUUUUCAUCCUGUCCGUGUCUCGCCAUUAUAUGGAAAAGUGGCUCUCCCUUUCUUCCUUCGAAUCUCUCUCUCCCUCUCUUUUUCUUCGCUUUCACGUGGACUUGUAUUUCUUUUUUUCGGAUGGUACUUCAAAAUCGAAGAGCAUAGGUAAUACAAAUAUUUACACGAUGACUAUCAUUGAAAUUAGAAAAAAAAAAAAAAGAAAAAAGACAAACAAAAGAAAAAAGUCAGAGAUAUAAAAGAACCUACGAUAUUUCUUCUUCUUUAACAGUCUACGUUGGGAUCAAUAACGACGUCGUGUGCAUUCGCUCGAGUCUGCUUGAAAUAAAUCGAAUAAACCUCGACUAAAGACUGCAAGAGAGAGCGAGAGAGAGAGAGAGAGAAAGCGAGAGAGAGAGAGAGAAAGAGAGAGAGUGAGAAAGUCGACAAGUUGAGAACCCCUGUUCUCUCUACCUGGCCAAGCUAGGAGAAUGGUAGAGUGUCCUCGUAAAAGCGAGCGAGAAAGGCGAUCGUGUAGAAUUGAAGGGGAUAGACGAUGAACAGGCUAGAGUUCGACGGUGUGGGCCGUUUAAAGAAGGACACCCGAUGUAUACAGACACAUAGAGAGGGAGAUAGAGAGAAGGCAUUGUACUCCUCGUCGUCGUCAUCGCCGUCGCCGUCGUCGCCGUUGCCGUUGCCGUCGCCGUCGCCGUCGCCGUCGCCGUCGCCGUCGUCGUCGUCGUCGUCGUAGUGUUGGGGCCGUUUCCAGGUGCCAGCGAGGAGGGCACACGCAGUCGGUGCUCGUCACGAGCCAGCAACCGUCGUCCUCCGUGCCACUCCGUCCUCUCUUUUUCACCAAACGUGUGCGUGUAUCAUCUCUUUCUCUCUCUCUCUCUCUCUCUCUCUCCUCUUCCUCUCCCUUUCCCUCUCCUUCUCUCUAUCUUUCGUACGAUGAGUCAAGAAGAAGGAAACGUCUCUUUCUCAGUGAGGACAAACGCCCGACGCUGAAGUCUCUCUCUCUCUCUCUCUCUCUCUCGCAUGAAUACGAAGAAUCGUGGGAAAGAGAGAGAUAGGUAUAUGCAGAAAGAGAGCGAGUCGGAGUUUAAGAAGGAAAGAGAAAGACUCAUCGACAGAGCUGCACUGCGGCUAUACCCUCCUCUCUUUCUUUCGCUCCCUUCUAGUCGACGACUCUCAGUCAGCGAGUAGUCGCUUUGCGAGUCGUAGUCCCUCAUUCUCUUUCUUUCCUUCUUUGUCAUGACUCCUCUCCGUAGAGAGGAGGAAGAGACAUAGAAAAGUUCCUUUACGGUUACAUUCUUUUCGAUGCAAAGCGAGGACGCUACUUCGUAAAGUGCACCGCGCGUGUGGGUCGGCCGGACGAAAGGAAAUCGAGAGAAAGAGAGUGGGAGAGAAAGGAAGAAGAGAGGGGCAAGAGGAGUAGGAGAAGGAGAAGAGAGAGAGAGAGAGAGAGAAAGAGAGAUGAGCACGCUCUCCUACAGUCGCGCAAACGAAAGCCGAAUGUGUACGGGACAGCGAGCGUGUCACGGACGAGAUGUAAAGCUUCCCGCGAUCAAAGUACUGUGCUGUUAAAGCUGCGUUUCCAUCGGCACUUAAAAUCGACCAAGAAAGAUCUGCCAAAAACUGGAGCCCCUCAAGUCCAAAGAUAAAUGAUGGCUGGGCCAGGAACGGCCUCAGCCGGAGUUGGAGGCGGAGGUGGUGGUCAACAAGUAACAGCGGCCCCAAAUCUCCCUGCUAACGCUUUGUUAAGCUACAAGAGGACCUGGUGGCGAAGAGUGGCCCCCUGCUUGGCUUUUCUAGCAGCUUUUUCAACUGCCAUGGCGUUACUUCUCGUUUGGAGCGAAGCUGCUGCAUUAAGGAGGCAAGCCUUCGACGCGAACAUGACGAGGGACUACGUGCUUAACAGCGUCUCCAUGGACAAUCCUCAGCUGAUCGCUUACAUACGCGAGGUUCAUUUUAAACCAACGACUCAUCAAGAGUUCCUAAACGCGACGCAAACCUCCGAGGAGAAGUACGUUGCGAGUUUGACACAAAAUAAACGCGAGGGUGUCUACAUUGAAUAUAUCAGCAGGAUAGGAGCAAUGUCUAGUACAGCCUGGCUCGAUUCGAAUUUGAAUUGGAGAGGCGUUUUGAUCCUUACAGAUCCUAGAAGUUUCUUUGAGGCUCAGAAAAGCAGUCGUAAUUUAAAAACGAGAGUGCUUCAUUCAUGCCUGAGUACCGACAAAGUCAUCAAAGAAAUAACGUAUCAUCAGGAAUCCGAGGUCCAAGUUACCAAAUUAGGCGAAGGACCGAACAGUCUUGUUUCAUCGGACGAGAGUUUGCCGACGACCAGAUUGAAGUGUUUCCCUCUUUACAGUGUACUGCUGGCCUAUAACGUCACAACUUUAGAUUAUCUGAGUCUCGACAGUCCGGACAUUCAAGAUGGCCAGGUGUUAGACACGAUCCCUUGGGAAAUCAUAAGGAUAUCUGUCCUUUCUAUACGUUGGAGUACGCAUCAUAGCACAGCGGAAACGAAGAAUCUCAUUGAGAAGCUAAAUAGCAGAAGAUAUAAACUCGUCGAAACGACGGACACAGGCAAAAGGAUAUUUAUUUACAGCACCCUCCUAAAGAUCUAAUUUUUUCAAAUUAGAAAAUAUCGCCCUGGAUCGAUCAUGGACGUAAGGAGAAAGAGAAAAAAAGAGAUAGACGAUUCUUGCCUUUCCAAAGUCCACAAACUUAUCAUAGAUCCUUAAAAUUUCGUCUGAAUUUUUUUUUCUUCUUUUCUCCGUCUCCGCAAAGAGACGUAUUAUGGGUACUUAAAAUCAAGAAUCGAACGUCGUCGAGUAGUUCCAAUUUUUUACAUUUGAUAGAAAUGUCAAAAUUUGAGGAACGUCUCAUCUUAUUUUCGAUUCUUGCGCGAAAGUGAGCUCGCAACGACGACGACGACGACGACGACGACGACGACGACGACGACGACGACGACGACGACGACGACGACGACGACGACGACGAUGACGACAAAAACAACGACAGUGACGAUUUCAAUCUCGUUCGUUUAUGUCGGAUACAUUACCCUUUGCGAUUUAAUCGAUUUAAUCUUUUUUCGUUUUUCCCUUUUCAUCGAUUCUAUAUCGUAUCGUAUUUAAUAACAACGAUCAAAAGCGAAUAAAAGAGAUUAGAAUUUUAUUUUCCGUCCAUGCGAACAUUACACAUGACAAAGACUGAGCUGAUCGAGCUUAAUCAAUCGCGAGAGUUAUCAGAGGAAGAAGGAUCGAACGAAUACGCGAUGCCUUAUUUACAUACACACACACACACGCGCGCGUGUGCGCGCACAUACACACACUCACACACAGAGUAUGCAAACCAAAAAGCUACGAGAAAUAGUGACAUUUACUUUCGUACGAUUUUACAUUGUAAGUUCAUUUUUAAUCUAAUUGUAAGCUAAGUUAUAUAACAAACCACCGAACAUUUUACGAUGGAAAGCGUGUAUUUUAUUUUCUCUUUUUUUAUUUUCUUUUUUCUUCUCCCUUUGCCGCGGAGAACUCGUUGCGUCAAUGAAAUGAGAUGAAUGCAAAAGGGUGAGAAUGUCAUGUAUGCGCGCGCGCGAGAGAGAGAGAGAGAGAGAGAGAGAGAGAGAGAGAGAGAGCGAGAGAGUAUCUCUACAGAUAUAAUUCUGUGAGUUACUCCCGAAUACCUAAAGUACGGGCCUUACUAGAAGAAUAAGAUGAUAUUUGAUAAGGAUAAUAUAGAAUGUUUUACGGCGUAACAAAGAUAUAAAGAAACGAGAUGAAUAUCUUUCUGAUUAGGUUAAAACAAUAUCGAUUGAAUGGCUAGUUUUGAGAUACAAGUAAAGAUGUAGAUCGUUAAUCGUGUUCAAUCGAUUUUCCUAAAUGUGAAAAAAUGUAUGAAUGUAUGACGAUUUAAUCUGGAAAAAUAUCAGAAACGACGAAUUGUUUUUUGAUAUUGAUAAAUCUUCUUGCAAUUAUGUUUUGCGAAGCUCACGUGGAUCAUUCAUACGGUAUAUUUAUUCGAAAAGUCCGUGUUAUCCUUCGUAGAUCAUUCCAGGACUCGUAUAAAUCGAGACUCGCACAUAUUUGCUACUAUAUUACUUUUCUAUCUAUGUAUCUAUUUGCGUCUUUUUUUUAUACCCAUCAUCCUUCUCUCCUCCUCCUCCUCCUCCUUCUCCAGCACCAUCCUCCCACCCGAUCUUGUGCCUUUUUCUUCGUUUCUUCUAAUCCUGAUUUUUUUUCUUUCUUUUCUUUUCUUUUCUUUUUUAUCAUACGUAUUAUUGAUAACGUACGUGUAAGUUGUAUUAUUGACGUCGAGUAAGUUUUUUUUUUUUUUUGUACCUUUGCUUUACAAAAGAGCGUCGAUUCCUUUUGAGAGCAAUAAAUAAGAAAUAUAUUUUGAA
This is a messenger RNA of Vespa mandarinia (Asian giant hornet), 5122 nucleotides long. Its product is annotated as protein Star. Gene Ontology annotation, biological process: endosomal transport; endoplasmic reticulum to Golgi vesicle-mediated transport. NCBI's taxonomy places the organism in Eukaryota, Metazoa, Arthropoda, Insecta, Hymenoptera, Vespidae. The record is from RefSeq and is a predicted model, not a curated record. Gene Ontology annotation, cellular component: Golgi apparatus; late endosome membrane; plasma membrane.